Opisthorchis viverrini is the source of this 1473-nucleotide messenger RNA. RefSeq lists its product as hypothetical. Lineage: Eukaryota; Metazoa; Platyhelminthes; Trematoda; Opisthorchiida; Opisthorchiidae. The transcript is spliced from 10 exons. Bases 67 to 1458 code for a protein of 463 amino acids. The record is from RefSeq and is a predicted model, not a curated record.
ACCACACCACCCGACGUCGUAACUGCCCAGUCUUCCAACACCGGUGUUCAAACCGCGAAUUUGAAGAUGCUGAACCUACUGUGCCGAAUCGCUACUUUCUGUAUAAAAGAGUUUGCAGCUAUCUCGUUACAAGCCACUGUAGGACGUACUAGUUCAAGUUUACUGACCUGGAUUACUUGGAUGGUUAGCACGCGUUAUGCGGGAGGACCCAAUCCCUCCGGAUCGGGACUCUCUGCGGAACUUGUGAAACACUUGGAGACUUCCAUGUAUCUGUCAACAGAUGUUUUACUUGCACAUAUGUCUACAGUACCGCCACCUACGAAGCAGAGAGAAACCGAAUGUUCUUCUGCCGCCCUAUGGUUGCGUAGUGCAACUAUUCAGCCAACCGUUCGAUUACGGGUCUAUGCCGGAAUCUUAUUAAACCUUCCCAAGAACCCCCAUUUCUACAGUCGUUGGGUUGGCGAGGAGUUCAAUAUUUAUUCAGAAUUUUUCACCACCUGCGCUCAGAUCAAUACCGAAAUCCCAAUAAAUGACGAAUCGAAUGCUGACACUGUUGGGGAUUCCUUAACAGCCCUGGCGACUGAAUUCUACACAUCUCUAUUGAAGCAAGUGUGUGCAUCCAUUUGCGCCUUACCAGCCGGUUGCUACCACUAUCUUGAACAGGCACUGUUGCGGGGUUUACUUGUCAACCAUCCGUGGACCAAUUUAUUUGUUGCGGACGUUUGGUGCUUCUUAGCCCGGUACGGACCCGGGGAGCUCUGCUGGCACUAUGUCAAUCUGUUCGCUUCAGCGAUACAACAAAUGGCUGUGCGUAGCAGUUCGGACGCGGGGACAUUGUCGGAACGAGUGGCUAUGCGGUUGGAUCGAUUGGGUCGGGUUUUGGCACGGUUUCUGGUUUUCUUGACACCGAAACAGCAGAGUCAGUUUUUUGAGAGGUAUCCUCUCAGAGAGGCUGCGCUGCCUAACUUAUUGGAUCCAGCUACCGAACAUCAGGCUCCAUUGAUAUGGCGUUUUGUGCCGUUGACCUUGUCACGUUUGCAGAAGCCGGCACAGACAAUGCUGGAAGAACAGCUAGACCAAAGGUUGAUUGGUUUGGUGAGAACAGUUGAAAGGCAUUCUUUGAAAAAGGACUGGGAUAUUGAGUUGACAGUAGAGACUAUGAAAACCAUUGCAUCGGCUUUUGCGUGUGUUUCACCUGAUUCGGCCUCACCGGUUUGCCGACCUCUACUCGCCAAUCUUAAACAGGUCCUUUCACAAGUAUCUUGUGAACACCCGAUGGACGUGGAAGACGAAGGUGUUUUGAGGUGUAUUCGGCAAGUAGACGACGCUCUCAAUCAGCUGGAAUGUAAAUGGAAAUCAGAUUGUUCUCAUUCGUCGGUUAAUAUGGAUGCCGUUCGCAAACUGAAUCACAGAUUUCAUACGUUUUUACGCAACUUAGAUGUAACCAGUCAACUCUGACCAUUUUUCCCUCUU